Suillus plorans is the source of this 681-nucleotide messenger RNA. RefSeq lists its product as uncharacterized. Bases 1 to 681 code for a protein of 226 amino acids. The record is from RefSeq and is a predicted model, not a curated record. The transcript has a single exon. Lineage: Eukaryota; Fungi; Basidiomycota; Agaricomycetes; Boletales; Suillaceae.
AUGGCGCCCACUAAAGCGCCAGAGAAAAAGAACCAGCCAACUACGCUACCUCACACAACUAAUCGUAACCCCACCGCCCAAAGGAAUCAGAUGUUGCAGGAUGACAUUGAGGCGUUACCGGGAGCAGUCACGGGUUUGGACUCGGCUGAGAAGUAUCUCACCAAUGUUCUCCUUCGCCAGGCUGACGAACCUCUCUCCCUGCUCCACCUGGUGGGCAUCCUUUUCCAAGUCACCCAAAUGGCCAAACCCAUCCCACUUGCCGUCACCAACGCCAUCAGAGCUGUAGCCUUCAUUCUCAAACAGCAAGCCGCCUCGGAAAUAGCGGACGUAGUCGCCAAAGCGGCAGCCGAACAACUCACGAAUUCCCUCUCGACCAACAUCGUGAACAGUGUCAUAGCAGCUAUCGCCCCUCAAGUGGCUUCCAUACACACCACUGCAGAAUCUUUGAUAGGAACGUUGGCGCAAUCGAAGCAACUUCACGACGCAAUAGAAAGGGAAAAAGAGGAAGAAAAGAAUGAUCUCAAAACUGCAGCUGAACGCAUCGAGGAUGCGGUGGACACCCUAUACGAAUCCAUCGAGGACUGCAAUAACUCCUACAAGCUCCUCACACCGUCCCUCGAAUUCACUCAGGACCGUCUCAACAACCUCGCGACUCAGCUCUCCCAACCCCCACAUCAGUAA